Messenger RNA from Populus euphratica (Euphrates poplar), 4032 nucleotides. Its product is annotated as probable disease resistance protein At4g27220. Gene Ontology annotation, molecular function: ATP hydrolysis activity; protein binding; ADP binding. The transcript is spliced from 3 exons. Bases 255 to 3119 code for a protein of 954 amino acids. The record is from RefSeq and is a predicted model, not a curated record. NCBI's taxonomy places the organism in Eukaryota, Viridiplantae, Streptophyta, Magnoliopsida, Malpighiales, Salicaceae.
GGUGGAGGUGGCGUCAAGUGCAAAUUUAGAAAAUUCAAUUUCAAGGGUCAAAUAUCAAUUGUCAGGAGAAAAAGGGCACAGGUUUAAUAUAUGUGGAAAAGGACCCCUUGAUGUUAUAAAAGAAGCAGCCUACCGAGCAAUUGAAAGACAAAAAAAAAAUAAAAAUAACGAAGUCCAUCCGAACAAGCUACGUUCCAGAUGUAGAAGCUCGGACAAUAGAGUAAGAAUUGAGGGAAGGACAGUAUCUUCCAGAUAUGGAAAUGGAAGAUUGGGUAGAGAGUAUGAGAGGGGGGGACUUGGUGGUUGUUGAUGAAGCUGGUAGAUCAACAGUUUCUCAAGGGCAUGGAGGAGAUCUUUCAGACACAGAAAAAUUGACAGAGAGCAUAACCGUAGAAGGGUAUAUGCUUAUCAACCAAGGUAGAGUUUCGUCGGAAGGGCAAGAGACAGAUGUUUCAGAUGUGGGUGUGGAGGAUUUGACGGAUGACUUCAUUAUGGUUGCCGACGAAAGUAGGGUUUCUGAAGGGCUUUAUACACAUAAAGCUAAAGGAGAAGCAUUACUGACAACAGAGGUGGUAGGUCAGGGUUUUGACAAAAAUAGGGAGAUGAUCUGGUCUUUGUUGAUGAAGGAUGAAAUCUCAAGUAUUGGCAUUUAUGGGAUGGGCGGUGUUGGUAAAUCAUCAUUGGCAACGCAUAUCCAUAAUCAGCUUCUACAAAGACCAACUUCUUUCAAGUAUGUGUUUUGGAUUACUGUAUCACAGGAUUUUAGCAUCAGUAAAUUGCAGUAUCUUAUUGCCAAAGCUAUUAAUUUAAAUCUUUCAUAUGAAGAUGAUGAGAAGAAAAGAGCUGCCAAGUUGUAUAAAGCAUUAGUUGCAAAGGGAAAAUCUGUUCUUAUUCUAGAUGAUUUGUGGAAUCAUUUUCAUCUAGAAAAGGUGGGGAUACCUGUUGAAGUGAACAUGUGCAAGCUGAUUCUCACAACUCGAUCAUUGGAAAUUUGCAGGCGGAUGGGUUGCCAAGAGAGAAUCAAAGUAGAGCUUCUUACUAAGGAAGAAGCUUGGACUUUGUUCAAGGAAAAACUUGGGCAUGAUGCUGCACUCUCUCCUGAAGUUGAACAGAUGUCAAAAUUGGUUGCAGCUGAAUGUGCUUGUCUGCCACUUGGGAUUAUAACAAUGGCAGGAAGCAUGAGGGGAGUGGAUGACUUAUAUGAGUGGAGGAAUGCGUUGACAGAAUUGAAACAAUCAGAAGUUAGGCCACAUGACAUGGAACCUGAGGUAUUCCAUAUUUUGAGAUUUAGUUACAUGCGCUUGAAUGACUCAGCAUUGCAACAGUGCCUCUUAUACUGUGCAUUCUUUCCAGAGGGUUUCACUAUGGAUAGAGAGGACUUGAUAGGGUAUUUGAUUGAUGAGGGGAUAAUUCAACCAAUGAAGAGCAGGCAGGCAGAAUUUGAUAAAGUUCAGGCUAUGCUUAACAAUCUUGAAAAUGCCUGCUUAUUGCAAAGUUAUAUAAGAAAAGAAAACUACAGAUGUUUCAAGAUGCAUGACUUGAUUCGAGACAUGGCUCUCCAGAAACUCAGAGAGAACUCCCCAGUCAUGGUUGAAGUUAGGGAGCGACUAAAAGAAUUACCAGGCAAGGAUGAGUGGAAAGAGGAUCUUGUGAGAGUUUCGUUAAUGGAAAAUCGCCUCAAGGAAAUUCCUUCAAGUUGUUCACCAAUGUGUCCCAAACUUUCAACAUUAUUUCUAAACUCAAAUAUCGAGCUAGAAAUGAUUGCAGAUUCCUUUUUCAAGCAUUUGCAAGGGCUCAAGGUUCUUAAUCUAUCAAGUACUGCUAUCCAGAAAUUGCCAGGUUCCUUUUCUGAUCUAGUGAAUAUCACUGCAUUAUAUCUCAGAAGGUGUGAGAAGCUGAGGCACAUACCAUCAUUAGCAAAGCUUAGGGAGUUGAGGAAAUUGGAUCUCCGCUAUACUGCACUUGAAGAACUGCCUCAAGGCAUGGAAAUGCUGUCCAAUCUCAGGUAUCUUAAUCUUCAUGGAAACAGUCUGAAGGAGUUGCCUGCUGGUAUAUUGCCUAAUCUCUCCUGUCUAAAAUUCCUCAGCGUUAACCGGGAUAUGGGCUUUUUCAAGACCAAAAGAGUAGAGGAAAUGGCAUGUUUGAAGAGCUUGGAAACUUUGAGAUACCAAUUCUGUGAUCUUUCUGACUUCAAGAAGUACCUCAGAUCUCCAGAUGUGAGGCAACCUCUAAUCACAUACUUCUUCCUAAUAGGACAACUAGGCGUGGAUCCAACCAUGGAUUAUUUACUUUAUAUGACACCUGAGGAAGUCUUUUAUAAGGAAGUUUUGCUGAAUAAUUGCAAUAUCGGUGAAAAAGGAGGGUUCCUUGAGCUCCCAGAAGAUGUUUCAGCUUUGUCAAUUAGAAGAUGCCAUGAUGCAAGAAGUUUGUGUGAUGUUUCUCCAUUUAAACAUGCACCUUCACUAAAGUCCUUCGUGAUGUGGGAGUGUGACAGGAUAGAGUGCUUAGUUUCAAAGUCAGAAUCCUCCCCAGAAAUAUUUGAAAGACUUGAGUCUCUAUACCUUAAAACUUUGAAGAACUUCUUUGUCCUCAUUACAAGAGAAGGAUCUGCUACACCGCCACUGCAAUCUAAUUCUACCUUUGCCCAUCUUAAGUCCUUGACAAUAGGUGCAUGUCCAAGCAUGAAGAAUCUGUUCUCCCUUGACUUGUUGCCAAAUCUCAAAAACUUGGAAGUGAUUGAAGUUGAUGACUGGCACAAAAUGGAGAUAAUAGCUAUGGAGGAGGAAGAAGAAGGCACUAUGGUUAAAGAUAGCAAUAGCAUUAGCAACCGCAACACAGUUACCAAUCUCUCAAAAUUAAGGGCUUUGAAAUUAAGCAAUUUACCGGGGCUGAAGAGCAUUUUCCAUGGGGUAGUGAUCUGUGGCUCUCUACAAGAGAUUCUUGUGGUCAACUGCCCAGAGCUUAAGAGGAUUCCCUUCCUUGAUCCGGUCCUUGGCAUUGGCCAAACACCUCUUCGAAGAAUCCAAGCACAUCCGAAAGAGUGGUGGGAACGAGUUGAGUGGGGCAAUUCCAACAGCAAGGAUGUCCUUCAGCCCCUCUGUGUGUUUCAGGAGGCUUAGUAUUAUUAGCAGGAGAAGGAGGCCGGCAGUCGAACCAUAUGCAUGGUAUGGCUCUCAUUCUGUAUCUUGUAUCCUUGUAAUUCAUAUCUCUAGAUAUCUUCCUCCCAUCUGUCUCAUUUCAGUUUCAACAUUGUUGGUAUGUCCAAGUGUCAACCUUCCAUUGGUUUUUCCAUUUUAUCAUUCCUCACUUCCACUUGCGCCAUUUUUUUUAUCUCAGGUCUAGAGAGAUUUGAGAAGCAACCAAGUUCACUCCCCUAGAAUGAUCACCAGAAACCUAAAGAAUUGAAGUUUGGAGGGAAGGUGCGAAUAAAAUUGGGAAGAGAUGCAUGCAGCCUCGGAGAAAUUAAAGCGAUACUGAAGGACAAUCAGCCAAAUGUGGAGAAGGAACAAAGCCUCCGGAGAAAGUACAGUGAAGGCAUCAAGUGAUCAUUCUAGAAACUGAAAAAAAUAAAAAUAAAAAAUCGUUCAGUUUUGGCUGGCAACAAUUUUAAUUUUUUUUUUUUGACACUUCACAAUGCUGUUCUUGUAAAAAGGUCCUCUUUACGAAGAACAGAUAGGGGGGGAGUGCUGAUCUCAGAAGAGUCAAUUGGAGGGUUUGUAAACCAUGUAUACUUAAGUGGCAGGAUGGGAAAAGCGUCUUUAGCUCAACUGGGUUGGAGAAUACCGACGGCAAGGAUAUAAUAUGAAUGAGACAGAAGCCUGUUUUGACGCACUAAAAGUCAAUUCCAAAACUGGAAGCGACGCUGCAAAGAGCUUCUCACGAAUGGCAAGGGAUCAACAAAAAGAUGGAAGAAGCCAUUAUCUCCAUCUAGAAGUCAACAACAGUAUUUGUCACUUAUUAUUCGUGUAUUGUCCUCUGUCCGAAAGGCGCAAAAAUGACGAUUGUUUCGAAGAUAAAGCAACAUCUGCAAAA